Molecule: messenger RNA, 14512 nt
Organism: Aricia agestis (brown argus)
Lineage: Eukaryota; Metazoa; Arthropoda; Insecta; Lepidoptera; Lycaenidae
Exons: 10
Coding region: 695-13945 (4416 amino acids)
Biological process (GO): regulation of gene expression
Cellular component (GO): nucleus
Source: RefSeq, a predicted model, not a curated record
AACGCGCAACGCGAAUGCAAACUGCGUAGAUUAUUCUAGUUUAUCUUGACACUACAGAUACUGGCUGGUUCUAUAAUCGACUUUUAACUUUUUUCUUAAAAAAACAAUGGACGACACUAGCUAAAAUUAAUUUGGAACAGUUUAAAAUUGUUGUCAACGAGGAAAGUCGUUUGAAGGUAAUCAAAAUAUAAUCAUGACUAAAAUAUUUAAAACCCAAGAAUACAACGAUUGAAAUUGAUCAAAACGUAUCACACGCACUGCUCCGCCGCCGCUCGCCCGACGAAUGAUUUCCGAAGCCCGAGGCGCGGGGCGAGCGCCUACGUGGAGCUAGUCCACGGACUUUGCAUUGGCUGACGCCGCAGCCCCGGGCCACGCCGGGCGGCGGGGAGGCGGGGUUGCCGACAGCGGCGGAGUCGCAUCGAACGCGGACUGCGAAGCCCCAGCUUCAGUGCCCAUUUGAUUGCCUCGCCGCCGAUGACGACGAACAAAGAAAGUUACGACUAGUAUAGGGUCAGCGGAUAUUAAAACACCAUGGAAAAAACCAACAAACUCUUUUAACGUGCUUAAACGUCGUGAUUAGACAUUAGUUUUUUAUAGUUUUGAUAUUAUUAUUAUAUAAACAGCUGCUCAAGCGGACCUUCAAAAUAAACAGUUCUUAAAAGACUAAAAAUGAUUUGGAUGCAAAGGCAACAAGAUGGAUUUGGAGUACGAUCAAAAAUUCGAGGAGAUGAAGAAGUACAUACCGUUCUUGGAGAAUAUGAUCAAACGCCUAGAGAGUUCCGAACAACCCUCGAAGCCGCGACAGGCCCAGCUCGAUAAGAUACGAGCCUUGCGAGAUCUGUUAUUGGAUAAGAGGAAACGGAUGAAAAUGGAAAAUUUACUCAAAUGCGAACAAGUUUUGAAAAAUUUACACGCUAAAGUCGAACAGCGAAAUUUGCAUCAGCCCGUCGAUGUAGAGAAGACUUCCACUGAAAAAGAAAAGACUGACUUAAAUACUGUAAGAAACAAAUUAAAAUCGAUCGUCAAGUCGACAAUAAAUAUUCAAGAAACAUCUGAAACUCUGCCGGAGAUCGCGAGAGCUAGUAAGACUGAAGAAAUAUGCGUGCAGGGUAGUAAAGAACCCGCUCUGUUCCAAAGGCGACCUAACAAAAGUAAUUCUUUAAAUACGAGUUGUAUGUCGUCUGCACACGAAACCGAAGUGACACCAUCUAAAAAAAAUUACACUCGAGUUUUACAAUCACCGGAAGCUGACGAUGCACGUUGGCGAUCGAGCGCUGAAAAAUCGGAUAAACAACUGUUUAGUAGAAGAUCUCCUCAUCGUCGAACGGAAUCGCUUAGCAGAAAGGAACGAAAAAAAUUGAAACAAAAGGGAAAGCAUACAGGAACAGACAAAUUGAAUGUUACAAAUAUUACUCUCCAAGUUCCUGAAGAAAGUUUGUCAUCGUUGAAUACAGAUGAUAUUUUAUCGAGAAUAAUUAAUUGCAGUGACGGUGACGUUGAUAUCAAUACAUUACGAGAAUUAAGAACACAAAUCCUUGGGGAAUUAAAAAAAACUGGAUCGAAAGAUGACAUAAGUGAUUUAAUUCUCAAAUCUUAUAAAAAGAAUGAUAAAAUAAAGAAAAGCGAUGAGAUGGAAGAUGGCGAAUUGUCGGAUAGUGAAAGUGAAACGAUUAAAAAUGUUUAUAGUAGUAUAGUAGUACUGGAUAAAGACAAAAAGGCUAAAAAAUCUGCUAACGAGUCUACAGAUGUUGAAGCUCCUCGUAUUCAAAUUUGUCUGGUUUUUAAUAAUAAGGAUCAGGUCACUCCAAAAGUUUCAUCAGAAAACAAAGUUGACAUCACAGACUUUGAAAAUUAUCAUGAUGGCAAACUCUUAUCAAAAGGUGAGGCCGAUAAAACUCCCGAAAAAAAGCACAUAAAUGAAACUGAAAAUAAAGUUAAUAUCAGUUUAAAAGAACAGGUCUUGGAGAAAAAUCAACCAGAGGAUGCAAGCACGGAAACAGAAUCUACCGUCGAGAAGAAUAUAGAAAUUGAAAAAUCUAAAGAUCUUCCUUCAAUCUCUUCCUACAAUAUAAAGGAAACGUCGCAAGAUGUUCUUAAAAUUGAUUCAUUAACAAAAUCCGACGAGAACAAACAAAAAACUAGUUUAGUUGAAGAGACUUCGUCAAAGUUAAUUGAACCUUCGCCAAUAAUGGAAAAAGAAGAGAGAAAAACUCAUGAUCGAGAUAAAAUUAAUGAAGAAAAUGUUGAAAUUCCUCUCUUAAAUAUAGCAGAAACAGCUAAGAAGGAAGUAGUAUCUGAAAUUGAUAUUUUACAAGCUUUAAAAAAAGAAAUACUCAGCGAAACUUCUACAGCCUUACUCACAAACGAAGAUACUCCAGCUUUGCAUCAGCCAAAAAUUACGAAAGUUCAGAAUGCUUCUGAAAUAGGUUCGAAGAAAAGAAUAUCAAUUGAAAGUUAUAAAGCCAAAACAAUGAACCCUAUCGAAAACAAAAAAGCAUCUAAGUUAUCCCUAGAAACAGAUAGUGAUUUAGUAAAAAAGCAGAGCUUGAAACUAACUGAGAAAGAAUGUGAACGCUUUAACUUCCUAUCUAAAAUUGCGCUGCAUGAUAGUUCAGACGACGAGGAUCCAUCAGUGUUUUCGUUGGAUGAAAUAUAUACCGACUUAGCGCCAAAAUCUCCUGAUCAUGAAGAUUUUGCUGACACUGGAUUAAUACCACCUAUCAUAAUCCCAAACGAUCCCGUUGAUAAGAUUGUUACUAUAACAGAUUGCGAUGUAGACAUGAGAGAACUAACAUCGGUGGCACCUAACUCUACAAUCAGUGGUACAGUUACUAAUAGUUCAAACGCUGGAUCUCCUGAUGUUUCAGAACAUUCUAAAGUUGGGAAAGAUUUUUAUGUUGAAAGUAACAUUGAAAAGAAGACUCCCAUGCUGGAUCCUCGAAUCAAAAGAGAUUCCAAUUUAAAAUUAGACACUCCUGAAUCGACAGUAAAUUUAGAAAGUACAUCACGGCCAGUAGUCGCCUUCGGCAAUUUAAGUUCUCCUCAGAUAAAUGUAACUAAUAAUAAUGCAUCUGGUUUGUCACCUUUUAUUCCUCCCAAUAUAACAGGUUCUUUGUUACCAAAUAUUGCUCCAGUACCGGCUCCAGUUCCUUUUCCAAAUAUGUCACCAGCGCGAAAUGUAACACCGACUUUGUCAAAUAGCGGUAAUCUGGGGACACCUCUUGUGCCGCCCUUACUUCCUCCUGUCUUAAAUAACUUAAUAGGAAAUAUGACACCAAUUAUGACACCUAACGCUAGAACUUAUGAAAUGACGCCUUCUAGAUCAACGGAUUGUGAUGAUUUUAAUAAAAGCAAACAUGUUUACGCGCCUACGUUUUCCAACUUUGAUGCACAUGAAGGUGAAAACGCAAGUGAGAGACAAAAACAUGAAUGGAAUAAAAGAGAAAAACGUGUGCCUGUUUGGGAACAUGAAAUUAACUCUGACAAUCGUUUUCCUGUUUGGGAAGAAUCUAACUCUAGAAAUAAUAUGACCAGAGACAAAAAUUAUCGAGGAAAACAUGAUACAUAUAGACAAAGCUAUGAUGAUAACAAGUAUAGAUAUGAAAAUCGCGAGUCUUAUAAUAGACUCGAAUGUCCUCGUACACCUGUACAUUCGUUUGGUCUUCUUGAUUGUCCACCGACCCCCACUCCUUCCUUUGGACGAUCGGAUAUGCCAACAACUCCAGUUCAUUCAUUUGGUAGAUCAGAUUAUAUGCAAAGGCCUUCAAACAAUAACCACGAUCCACGAAGAUUGAGAGCUCAAGAGUACAAUAACUAUAGAGAUGACGAAAGGCAAAGUAGAUAUUAUGACGAACGCAAUUAUGGUUCGCAUUCAUAUAGAUCUAACAAUUUAAAUCACUCUCGAAACAACUAUGACCCUUCAAAACAAUAUGGUCGAGAAACAAGCAUCGGUAGAUAUGACAGAUAUGAGGGCAACAAAAGAUCGUAUUACCGUGAAACAAGCGUCGGAAACUCAUUUGAAAACGAUUAUGAAGAUAAUUAUUAUUCUAAUAGACGCAAUGCCCACACAAGAGAUGAUUAUUAUAAUCAAAGUAAAACUAAUCAUGAUUAUCAUCAACGUGGAUAUCGUGAUUAUAAUACCAAGGACACAUCAAAGUCAGCAAAAACAUUUGAAUAUGAUAACACAAAAAAUAAUGCAAUGACUGUCCGUUCAAAAAGUGGUAAAGAUUAUACAAUUGACACUAACAUCAGCAAAACAUUUCUAGUUAAUUUAAGCGAUAAACGUGACACUUUUGAUUCAAGACGUCGAAGAGCAGCUAGUGUUGGUCGGACAAUGGUUCGCGAUAGCGUUAACCCAAAAUUAGAGCAAUUUCAAGAAGGUAAUGUCACUAAUAGUGAACGAAAUAAAGAAAGAUUUUGCCGUGCUGCAAGUGUAGGAAGAGAGCUUACAAAAGCUAAAUUAGAGCGAGUUCAAGAAAAUAAUGUCACUAAUAGUGAACGAAAUAAAGAAAGAUUUCGCCGUGCUGCAAGUGUAGGAAGAGAGAUUACAAAAGCUUUAGAAGAUUUUAAUAUUAUAAAAGAAGAUUUGAAGUCUUUUAAAUUGAAGUCUGAUACAAAAAUAAUGAAGGAAGACAUCUUUAAAUCGGAUAUAAAGGUAUCGCCUAAACCUAUUAGUAAGACCGAUUUUUAUGAUUCGAGUAAAAAGAAAAUGGAUGACCCGCCGAAAAAAGAUCCUUCUUUUAAUCGUUAUUCGCCAAAAAAGAACUCCCGCGAUCCCAGAAUACGACACGAUAAUGUAGGUAAAUUAAAAUGUGAUGAAAAAAAAGGGUUAAGACAGCAGAAAAACCAUGGAAUAGUGUAUUCAAAUGAUAAUAUAUCUAAAGGAACCAUACUUGGUACAGGAUAUGGAGUUAAAAAUUACAAAAUACCAAAAAUAAAACGUCAAUCUAUAGAAAUGGAAAUACCGGAGGCUAAAACUGACACUACAAAGAAAAAUGACAGUACUGAAAUAAAUUGUUCGAAAGGAUUAAAUGAUUUAGAUGAAAAUAUAAAUUCAAAACAUACUACGUCUAAAAUAGAAAGUACAGAAAUAGCAUCAUACCCUGAAUCUAAGGCCAAAAAUGCCAUACCCAUUAAAGUUGAGGAAACUAUUAUUGACCCUAAAUUAAAAAAUGUAAUUCUGGAUAAAGACAAUGACUUGCUUUUAAAUACACAAACUAAUAAUAAAAAUAUGAUAAUUAAGAAUGAUUUUGGUAACUCUUCUGAAGAUGUUAUAGAAAAAAGGAUUACAAGAUCAUCAAGGAAAAAAAUAGUUAAUGAAGACACUACAUUACCAGAGACUUCUAUUUUGAGAAAGCCACGAAAAAUUGGCAAAAUAUAUUAUUCUGAUUCUGAUUCCGACGAAGACAGUCCUUGUAAACAUGAAAAUAAAAAAAAUAGAAAAUCAGUAGUAAAAAAUGUUACAUCAAAUAGUAUUGGAACACUAGAAGAUUCUGAUGAACGCAAUAAAAAUGAAAAAUGUAUAAAAGAUAUUACUGAAAAAGAAAGUUCAAAAACAACCAAUGAAACGUCUACGGAGACACAAAAAAAUGAUUUCGAAUGUAUUGUUGAUAGUCUUGAAACAUUUGAAGAAAACUUAGUGUCGGAUCCUGUUAUAGAUAAUAUAAACGCAUUAAUAGCUGACUUAGACCAUGACCUUGAUUCUGCUAAAGACAUAAAAAUUCAAAAUUCACAAAAGUUACAUGAAAAGAGCGAAAAUGUCGAAGUGUCUUCUGAUCAUAAACAAGAAGUAAAAGAAUUAAAAACAGAUAAGCCUGCAGAAUCGGUUGAAAUAAUGCGUGAUUUGCAAAUUGCAUCUAAAAGUAAUUCAUUAUUACAAGAAAACAUUCCUAAACAAUCAAAUGUAAAUAAGGAAUGUGAAAAUAAGCUUGAACAGACUCCUACUACAAAAAUUGACAUAUGUGAACUUAAGCAAGAUGGAUCCCCAGCAACAAAAGAAACUGCUAUUAUUUCAGACGAUUCUAAAAAUACAAAUUGUGAACCUGUAGUGUCAACUACUGGAAAAAUUGAUAGCGAAGAAGGAAGUGUAAAUUAUAUUAAUGAAAGUACAACUAAGACUAAACAAAGUAUAUUAUGUACUGAUGACGCAAGUAAUUCAGAAAAUAUGCCGGAUAGUACAGGUGUCUCUGAAACUGUAAUAAAUUCUUUAACAGAAGUUUCCAUUAAUUCUGUAACAGACACUGGAGAUCUUCCGAAAUCAGAUAAUCAAAAUGAAAUUUCAUUAGAACAGAAAUUGCUACUACUUUUGCAAGAUAAAACAAAGAUGAAAGAAUUGAUUUCCAAACUAUCUAACGAUACUUGUGAAAAUGAUAAGAUUAAGAAAAAGCUUGAAAAACUUAGUGAAAUAGUAUCCGAUGAUGAAGACAAUGACCGACAUGAAGAAAACAUAGACGAAAGUAAUAGUCAUAAAUUAAAAGAUAGUAAGAUAGAAAAGGAAAAUAAACCUCGUUGCAGUUUUGAUUUAGACAAAGAAACUGAUGUAAUAGGUUCAAAUAAUCAUGCUAAAGUAGAUAAUAAUUUGAAAGUACACAAAGAUACUGAAAGUGAAUGCGGAAACAAUGAGUUACACGAUCCAACUACUGAAAAAGGAAGGAUGGAUAAAACCUUUUCUACAAGUAACAAGCAACUAGAAGAAAAUAAAAGUGAGAGUGAAGGUAAUUGUUCUUCUGUAGAAUUAGAGAAGCCUGAUAAAAUAAAAAUUCAACAAGCUGAAAUGAACGUUAGUCUGCAGGAUGAAAAUAGUAUUAUAUAUAAAGAAAAAGAAAUGCUUGAAGUAAAUUUAUCAGCAGAAACAUUGAGUAAUCUAGAUGAUAACAAAGAAAAGAUUCAAUCUGAAAAUAAGGUUUGCCUCCUAAAUGAACAUAAUAAUUUAUCUGAGGGAAAACCAAAGGGAAGAAGAAGCAAAAGGACUGGUAAAAAGGUUGGACCAAUUAAAAAGGUCUUAAACGCUAAAAAAGAACCACCAAAAGUGAAGAAACAGUCUCGAGAGCUACAACGUUUGCAGGAUGAUUUAAGGGAAGUAUACAUGAAAGAAGAUAUCCUUGCCACUACAGGUAUAAGAAUGUGUCGCUUGGCUAAAUUAGUGAACGAUAAACAUACAAAUGAGUUAAAUGCAUCUGAAAUUGAGUCGGUUGAAGAAAAUAAAAAUUGUGAUGCCGUUGAAGGUAAUAUAAAUGAAGAGAAGGAGAAGCUAACUAACUUUGUUGGCAAAAGCGAUUCAGAAAAUAAAAAUGAUAAAAAGCCUUUGAAGAGACCUGGUCCUAAAUCGAAAACGAAACCGAAAGUAUCAGAAGAAAAAAAUGAUCCUUACGAGUUUGAAACUGAUUCAAUUAAUGAAAGUAUCGCCAGUGAAAGUAAGGAUGAAACUAGUUCCGAAUCAGAAAGUGAACAAACGUUGUCUAAUAAUGUGAGAGUAGCGGAAAAAGCACUCUUAGAACAAAAGAAAAAGAUAAAAAGAAAACGCGGUAACAGAGGAUGGAAAGCGGGCAUAAUCAAACCUAAAAAUAGAAAGAAAAUAGUUACAAAAUCUGAUGAUAAUUUAAAAAUUCCAGACUUUAAUUCUUUUACUGAUAAAUCUUAUUGUUUCAAGCCAAACACAUUAGAAUAUUCAUGUCGACUAUGUGUGUACACUGGGACUGAUAUUAUACCACAUUAUAUGAAGCAUCAUCCACAUUCAGAGAUACCGUUGUCGCGUUUAUGUCCAGAUUCAGCUACCGAAGCUAUGAAACAAUGUGAGGAAGUAAACUUUAAAACUAUAAGCAAAAUGCCUUCCAAAAAAUACACUUGCCGAUUUUGUUUUAAAGAGAUUGUAAAGAAAAAAUUUAUUCUAGAAGAAUUUUUUUGGCAUGUUGUCAGUACACAUACAGGGGAGUAUAAACAGCAGUGUCCGGAAUGUAAGGAUCCUUCGAAGUGUCCGUUUAAUAACGAUAUUCCACCUCCCCCUGAGAAUGCAGAGGGUCAGCUGCUAGGCUAUAUUUGUUCAAAAUGCAAUUUCACACAAGUCUCUAUGGAAAAUCUUAAAACGCAUGUCAUAAUCCGCCAUAAUAAUGAAGAAACACAUGUGUACACAAUAAACUUGUCGGUAGUUAGUAAGAAGGCUAUAACCAUUUAUUUAAAGAACAUAGAAAACCAAAGUUGUGUACCGGCAAUCGAAGAGCCUCGCAAACUUAGAAGUACUCGUUCAAAACAAAGUCUUGCAGAGUCAAGUGAUGAAGAAAGUAUUAUUAGCGCUACGGCCACUAAGGAGCCAGAAGAAAUUACUAAUAUUCAAUCAAAACUUACGUUCGAAUCUGACAAUUUAAGUGAAACACCUUCUGAAGAUAGAAUUAAAAUUGAACCAAUUCAAGAAGUUGCUAACAAAGAUGAUUCUUUUGCUGACUGUUCUAAUAAGAUUGAAACUGUUGAACGGUUAAACACAGAGCCAUCAGAUAUACUACAAAAAACAAAAAAUCCAUACGAUGGUGUUGACUCUUCAUCAAAUGAUAUUUUUACAUUACCUCAUUUUAAGGUCACAACUAACAAAGGCAUUAAGGAAUAUGUUUGUUGUAUUAAUGGAAAUGACUUUCAUUAUAAGACUUCUCUAUUGAUAUCCAUGAGAAAACAUGUACAAAUAAAGCAUCGCGAGAACUGGGAUGGCUAUUGUUCUAUGUGUAAAGUCAUCGUCACUCCUCAAGGGAAGCACAAUUUUAAAGAUUGUCUUAAUCAUUAUCUCGAUAAACAUAUAGAUGAUUUCCCAACUGUAGAUAGCUCUCAAGAUCAGGACGAAGUAGAAAAAAAUAAAACACAGAAUGAUCACCCAGAAACCCAACCGGAUAAAAACACUUCGGAUAAAAUUUAUAUAAACGUAAGACCGUUAGAACAGCUAAUUUCGACUACAAACGAGCCCGAAAACACGGAUGAGAGUAGCUCAGGGCUCCCAGUAAUAGAAAGCGUCGUGAGCCUCAACACGACGGAUCAACCCUUGCCCAGUCCAAACUAUCCCAAGUCUAGCGGCACAGAGCCGACAGUCGAAUACAAGUAUGAGGAAGCUCAAGCGGACAUAAUGUCGAAGAAACAUCGCGUCGUCCUGGACGCGAUGAUGAAUAAUACUCAUUUAGUGCAAAUAUUUAAAUGUGCCGGUAAAUUUUGUUCGUUCACGACAGACAACGCCGAGGAGGCACUCCUUCAUGCGUCUAGUCACGUCAGAAUCGGGGGAGAGUAUGCACUGUGUUGCGUGUACUGCGACUACGACGCAUCCGGAAACGCUAUCGACCUGGUGACGCACGUCUUCAAGAAGCACGGAUGCUGCCCGUUCGUCUGUGGAGUAUGUUUCUACCGAGCGGCGGCGAGUCAACUCGUCCAAGCCCAUAUCAAUCGCGUACACCCUAACUCUAAUGCACAAGUACUUCGAACUUCGGUAGUCACCGGCACUGCCGAUGAAGAUGACUGUUUGCCCCGCAAUACUGCAGUCCCGUUUUACCGUUGUUGCGCUGACCAAGAUUCUGCAAAUCCCUGUAAGUUUAGGACGUACACUCCCGGCAAGUUCUGCGAGCAUAUACAAAUGCGUCACAUAAACCAGGAGCAUCAUUUAUGCUUCAUUUGUUACGAGAAGUCUUCAUCGGCGACUGAACUGAUUCGUCACUUGAAAGUACACGGCCUCAAACUGUACCAGUGUACGCGGUGCGUUUACGGCGCCGACAACGAGCCCGAGCUGCUCGGCCACGCCUCCGCCAAACACCCCUACAAACAACCGACGGCCUAUCUCAGAAUCAUCACUAAUAAGGAGGGAAGCGCCGAAUUCAAAGUCCUUCCUCUGGCUCAUCUCAACAACUCGAAAGUUAACGUCACCGAUGUGAUUCCGAACGUGACCGCGAAGAACCCCGUCCGCGAGGCCGAAAGGGCGCGGGAGCUGGAGGCGCUCAUCGGCGAAACUACUUCGAUGAUAGAGUCCAUUUCUACUUCAGCGGAGACCGAUAUCGCGUCCACGCCUGCCUCUCGAGAAACAUCCCUCCCAGCAUUAGUCGCGAGAAAUGCGAAUCCUCCAGCUCCGCUGGCGACUCUCACUAAUUUGUCCCUGCGGCCUGCGGUCACCCCGCCGCCGAGCCUGGCGGAUUUACCUUCCGCGCGGAAACUAACCUCGAGCGAAGUCCACACCUCCACCGACCGGGCUACCGUUACGCCCGUCGCGAGCAUGGAAUCCAACAUUUCAAAUGUUCCCAUUGUACCGACCGAAACCCAGAACCUCAUACAGCCUAAGAUCGAGCCACCGAGUGAUUUACCUGAAAUGGACGGUUCGGACGGACUCGAGGUCGUUCCGAGCUUACAGAAUAUAGAAACGAAUUUCGAUCACGAUAUUGGCGUGCCGGACGCACCCGCGACGACCACGGCGGCCAGCGAUUCGGAGGUUACGAAUAAUAUCAACGUCGAUCACGUCGUUUACUGUCUCGAUAGCGACGAGGAAAAUUCUACGGACAACGUGAUAGAUCUGUCCGAUGAAACGCCGCCCUCACCGGCAGCCGGUGGUUCUGUAAGAACGAAUUUAGUGGAAUUCACGAAACUAUUCAAGUGCGGCAAGUGCAUGACGGUGACGAAAUCGGGGCACGGUCUCAAGCGGCACUACCGAUCCUGCUUCGGCGGGAACCCGGCGACCGUACCGUGCGCGCACUGCGACUUGAUCUUGACGAAAACAAUGAUCGUCGCACAUUUGAACAAUUGUCACCUUAAAAAAGGGAAUUCCGUGUACAUCUGUCCCGUGUGCUCCGUCGAUCUAAAAUCUCUUUUGGCCGCUCAGGAGCACUUUAGAGCCUCGCAUCUCGACACCCACAACAAAAAGGUGAUUUGGAAACUACAAGAGAUGGGAAAGUACUCUGAAUCGUUGUCGCGGGCGCAGCCUAUAGUCAAAGUAGACCAACUCGUUCAGGAGGCGAGAACGAAACGAAAGCGCUCAGCGGGCAGCCGGGAUAAACCCGGGGAGCCCCCCGAAAAAGUCAGGAAGUUCGGGCCGCGGGACAUCGACAAGCUGCCCAUCAACCCUAUUCUAGACGGCCUGGUGUAUUGCUCCAUGUGCGAGUUCAGCACCAAGGUGAGGUUGAACAUGGUGCGGCAUCUGCAGCUGCACGCGCAGCAGCAGCCGGUGGCGGAGACGGCGCCGGUCAACCCCGUGCCGCACCUCGAGACCAACGAGAUGCACUUCGACAAAAUGCUCAACCUCGCCUCCAGCUCCCGGGCCCCCGACAAGACCCCCCGGGCCGAUCCGGCCCCGCGGGCGAUGGGCCGCAUCCUUCCCGAGGCCGCGGGCCGCUACCCCAAGUACGUGCCCGACCGCCAGCGCCUCACCUGCGGCGCGAAGGAUUGCUCGUACAUAUCGGUCGACGAGACCAUGCUGAAGUGUCACUGGGAGACCCUGCACUCCGGCACCACGGACUACCACUGCGUCCACUGCCCGCCCACCCAGCACCUCAACGGGCAGAUAACGGCGGGCAGGAUAUGCAAUCACCUGAAGAUGCACGACGUGAGCCUGUACGCGUGCUCGCUCUGCUCGUACUACCACUACAGGAUACCCAUAGUGGAGAAACACCUGAGCGACGUCCACAAGAGGGGCGAGGUGCUGAUAGUGAGGGACGAGAGCACCGCGCCAGCGACGCCCGCGUCGGCCUCCGCGUCGUCGGCCGCGCCCACCAUGGACCUGAAGCCGUGGCAGUGCGGCCUCUGUCAGUUCAAAAGCCUGUUGCGCCCCGAGGUUGUCGAACACUGCGCCAAAACCCACAACUCUAAGAUGCAGUACAAGUGCGGCUACUGCGCUUUUCGGACUUCCAACUUGGAGAACAUCCCGAAACACCAGUCGACGUCCCACUCGGGCAAGCCGGAGGAAAUAUUCUACUACUACUAUCGCGAGGGAUCGGUUCCGGACGAGCCGGACGGGAGCCCGCGCUGGAUGAAGCAGAAGCAGAAAAUGGGUUCUGUGGGUCCGGUGAAAUCUGAGGCGACAGAUCCCGCCGCCGCCGGCCCCGCCGCGCCGGUUCAGGCCGUGGUGCUGCCCACCAUCGUGCAGAAGGUCGACCUCAACCUGGUCAAGCAGGAGGUAGCCGACGUGGACGAGGAGUCGGAUCUCUGUCAACAAUUCGGGCAGUUCUGCGAGCCCAACGGCUUGAAAUUUAAGUGCCCCCUGUGUCAAAGCGUCACCGAAGACACGGAGGAGGCGAUGCAAUCGCACCUUUACGAGGAAUUAAAGCAUAGAAAAUGGGGUUGUCCGGUGUGCGCUUACAAGGCGUUCCAUCAAGCCGGGUUUAGGGAGCACGCGCAGACCGAGCACAUCCAGUUCCCCAACCUCGAACCCCACCAGCUGCCCGUCGACCCUCGCGUCGAGCUGUGGAUCUCCAAACUUCUCGACCACCAGAGGACGCUCAUCACGAGGAACAGGGAGAAGCUGGCCGUCCAGAAGGCCGAGAUCAAGAGAACGGCCCCGAGCACAGCACCAGCACAGAACACCAGCCAACCCUCGCAUAAGCCUCAGCCGAAAACGACGAAGGAAGUGGAGAAAUUGUUCGGCACGUAUGGGAAACCGUCUGGAAUGUUGUACUGCUGCCCCAAGUGUAGCACCACAUUUAAGGAGGAGAACGACCUGAGAGAGCACCUGGAAAGCGAGCUGAGUAAGAUAAGGUGGUACUGCAACAACUGCACUCGGACCUUCACGACGUACCACGAGGCGCAGUUCCACUGCAGCGCCCGCUGCGAGGCCACUCAGGUCGGGCUGUACUCCAGGCCCAUGGAGGCGACCAGGGACGCCGCCCUCCGAGCCGACUGGGUGGAGUCGGCCGUGCGCAGCCAGACCGCCGCCAUCAGCGAGGAGAGGAGCACCGCGAGCGGGGUAACCCGCGAGGCGCUGCCCGACCAGGGCGACAAUUCGCUGCUGGUGGUGCGCUACGAGCGGCAGGUGACCACGCCGGAGGAGGAGAUGGCCCGUCCCCGGCCGCCGGAGCCCACCGCCGCCGCCGACCCGCCGCCCGCUGACCCCGCCAGGCCGGACGCAGUCCAGCGCUGCCCGCACUGCAGCUACAUCACGAUGCACGCCAAGCUCCUCACCAGCCACGUCCUCAAGCACUACGACCUCAAGGCCUGCUCGUGUCCCUACUGCGGGUUGGACGGCCACCGGAAGCAAGUGAUCAAGCACCAGCGGACCGCUCACCCGCAGGAGCCCGUCGACGUCGUCGACACCGAGAUACCCCGGGAGACGCCGCAGGAGUACUUCAGGAGGAAAUUCGAGUCGGGGACGAAGCUCGUCUGCCUCGUCUGCCGGAGGCCGUUCGCGGAGGCGGCGGCCCGGACGCACCGCCACAACGACUUCAAGCCCGACUUCGGUCGCGAGGGCGACUUCGUGGUGAUGUGCUGCGUGUGCUCCAUGCUGCACAAGGAGGUGACGGGCUGCCUCAACCACCACCGCGCCUGCCACCCCCAGGACGAGGUCAACUACGCCAUCUGCAAGUUGGCCGCCGGCCCCGACGUCAGCUGCAGCGCCUGCAGCGCCGAGUUCUCGACCGCCGACGAUCUGAAGGCUCACAUGUUGCAGCAGCACCCCGGGCGGAGCGCGCCCGGGGCGAGUGACGCUGACUCGAGACUCGACGUCGGGACGAAACGGAAAUCCGCGGACGAUGGGCCCGCGCCCGCGAGGAAGGUCGCGAAGAAGUCCACCUCGAAGCAGCCCCGGCCGUUCGCUAAGAAGUCCACGACGAAGCUGCCCCUCGCCGCGCCCCCGGACGAGUACUCCUACUACGGGAGGACGCCGCCCAGUGAAGAUCUCGAGAAGUCAAUUUUAAUCCCAUUCUGUAACACGAUGAUGCCGUUCACGAUGAGGAAGGUUCCCGAGAUCUUCGGGAACCCGGUGGUUCCUGUAAAGAAGAUAAGUGAUUAGUGUUAAGUACUAUUUUAGUUAGGUUCACGCAGUCGUGUCUAUCUGUGAUUUUUGUCAGGUGAAGAAACUUAAUUUAAUACUUACUUUUAGAAAAUUGGGUAUUCGACUGGCUGGUUCAUAUUUUAUUAUUUUUUCGGCCAUCGAUGGAAAGAUUUUAAUCAUUGUAAUUGAGACAUUGCCAUUGUAUAAAACAUUAACUGAUUACGCUUAUUGUCAGUCCGAUGCCCGAUUUUAAGAGGCAAGCUUCGCAUUUAUUAUUAGUUAGAUUUUAGUAUUUCUUUUAACUACAUGCGAUACGCGCUUAUGUUUCAAAAUAAUUAUUGUUAUGAUAAUUGUAUGUCAAUUGAUGCGCGCCGAUUUAUUUUUGUCUGAUUGUUAAUGGUCAAAAUAUGCAAAAGGAAUCGAAAAUGCUCUCUGAUUCUGUAAUCAAUGAAAAUAUUAAAUUUGUGUCAAUAUCUAGAUGUAAGUUGUUAUAUUUUUGUCACUGACAGAUAUUCUAGGAUUUAAAUUAGACUUGAAAUCUAAAACCUCUACCUAAUGUAACAAAUAUACGAUUUAUACUACAUA